Molecule: messenger RNA, 1028 nt
Organism: Armigeres subalbatus
Lineage: Eukaryota; Metazoa; Arthropoda; Insecta; Diptera; Culicidae
Product: nipped-B-like protein B
Exons: 3
Coding region: 57-1010 (317 amino acids)
Cellular component (GO): nucleus
Source: RefSeq, a predicted model, not a curated record
AAACAAAACAAAGCAAAUCAACAAAACCAAAAUAUCGUCAUCAUCAGCAGAGCAGCAUGGCCGUGUUUGGUCCGAAUAAACGCCGGAAGAUUCCAGUUCCGAAACGGCACGGAGUUCGAGAUCCGUUGAAAAAGCUUGCUGAAAGAGAAGCCGCGAUCAAAGAUAAAAUCAACAACCCCCCAAAAGAACGCGACACACAAGAAGUUUCCAACCGCUUCAAAAGGUUUGUCCAACUGAAAGAGCAAACCAAAAGUCACAAUCCCAACAAAAGUCGCACUCCACCGAACCAUCAGCAGCAGAAGCACCGUCGCGAACCCAAACGAAGCCAACUACGGGUCGGUGACAGUGUCGUCAAACAACUACCGAAAGAACCAGAGGAAGCGUUUCUGGCUCGUGCCAGUAAACUUCAACAGGACCGUGUGAUUGAGGCAAAAUUUUCCUCCAAGUUCAACGUCGAUAUCGAACGAGAUGAAUCAACCGGCGCUGUUCGAUUGAAGAAACGCAAAACCCACGAGAUUGAUGAAUUGUUGAAAAAGAAGGCCGAGGAGACAAAAGGGUUCAAGAAGAAGAAAAAGGUCAAGCAAGAAAAGAAAAAGUUAACUUUGGCGGAGAAGAAAUCUCUGAAGAAGCAGAAGAUCGAGGAAAAGAAACGUAACGAGGACGAUAAGCUGUUGGAAGAGUAUCAAGUCGAUAAGGUUGCAUUUGGAGAGGUUGUUAAUGGACCGCCUACCUUGAACACAAAACCAAGAAAUGCUGAUAAGCUGAAAGGGGCACCAAGGCCCGGUAAGAAGCGAUUAUUGCUUCAUUCAUUGUUAGAUCCAUCGGAGGAAGAGGAUGCUGAACCAGAGAAAAAGAAACCCAAGAAAAAGGCUCAGGACCAGCAGAAGGUAAAUCUUAAGGGUAAACGUAAAAAUUUGCCUAUUGGUACCAGAAUUAACUUGGAACGGGAACAGCAAAAUGUGAUUGACAUGUAUCGACAGUUGCGGAAGACGAAACAACAGAGUAGCUAAAAUAAAAUACAAAGAAUA